Messenger RNA from Nannizzia gypsea CBS 118893, 474 nucleotides. RefSeq names its product SUMO-conjugating enzyme ubc9. Gene Ontology annotation, molecular function: SUMO conjugating enzyme activity. Gene Ontology annotation, cellular component: nucleus. Gene Ontology annotation, biological process: protein sumoylation. The coding region runs from base 1 to 474 and encodes 157 amino acids. The transcript has 4 exons. Lineage: Eukaryota; Fungi; Ascomycota; Eurotiomycetes; Onygenales; Arthrodermataceae. The record is from RefSeq and is a predicted model, not a curated record.
AUGUCUCUUUGCAUAAAUCGACUCACUGAAGAACGGAAACAAUGGAGAAGAGACCAUCCAUUCGGGUUCUUCGCUAAGCCAUACCGAACACCCCAGGGCGCGCUCGAUCUGAAACGGUGGGAAUGCGGAGUGCCAGGGAAAUCAAAGACUCUCUGGGACGGAGGCCUGUUCAAGCUUGAUCUCAUCUUUCCUGACGAAUAUCCAACGAAGCCUCCAAAAUGCAAAUUUGUCCCUCCGCUCUUCCAUCCGAACGUCUACCCUUCCGGAACAGUAUGCUUGUCCAUCCUAGCAGAGGACGAUGGCUGGAAACCAGCGAUUACAAUCAAACAGAUCCUGCUAGGUAUACAAGAUCUCCUAGACGACCCGAACCCUGAGUCCCCUGCGCAGGCCGAGGCAUACAACCUGUUCAAAAAGGAUCGUCCUGCCUACGAGAAGAAAGUUCGCCAGGUAGUCAAGGAACAUCCAGCAGUCUAG